UAAGUUGUAGGAUGUCCAAACCAAUAUUGUACUAUGCAUUAUUCAGUCCACCAGCGCGGGCUUGUAUGCUAACAGCCGAAUUAAUUGGACUCGAUUUGGAAUUGAAAUUGGUGGAUUUUGCCGCUAAGCAGCAUCUCACGCCGGAAUUCCUACAGCUAAAUCCUCAACACCAAAUACCUGUUUUUGUAGAUGCGGAUAAGGAGGUUUUUAUUGACAGCCAUGCGAUUAUAGCCUUCAUGGUAUCAAAAUAUGGCAAUAACGAUGAUCUAUAUCCUAAGGAUUUGAAGAGACGUGCGCGAGUUGACCACAUGCUACAUUUCGAAAAUGGAGUACUGUUCCAAGUCAUCAAAGAUAUGGUGCGACGCAACAUUUACGGUGGUGAAUCGCAAUUUAAUCAGAUAACACUUGAUCUCUGCGACAGCGCAUACAGUUUUCUCGAGGCCUUCCUUGAUAAGAGUCCAUUUUUUGGAAACAGCGCAACGCUUACCAUUGCCGAUGUGUGCAUCAAUACCACCCUGGUUACACUCGAUAUGCUUAUACCAGUUGACAAGAGCAGAUUUCCUAAACUCCACGCUUGGAUGGAACGUGUGAAAAUAUUGUUGCCGUCGUAUGAAGAGGUGAAUAUCACAGGCGCCAAAUUGCUGCGCGAUCGCAUAAAAUCCUGCAUGCGCGAGAACAUUGCCAAAACGAAUUGUAAUAUUGAUUACGACUGAGGUCAGACGCGACCAAGCAGUAAACGUAAAUUUUAAAAGCAAAAGUACCAAAUACCUUUAAAUUUAUAUUGUUACAUUAAUAUUAUAUGUAUUAAUGUCUAUAUUUAUUUAGCAAUUCUUGUUAAAUAUAUCUAACGAUAUUACAAAUAUAAUUAAAUGCAUAUAAUUAGGAGAAUUUCGUUUUUGGAA
Molecule: messenger RNA, 902 nt
Organism: Anastrepha obliqua
Lineage: Eukaryota; Metazoa; Arthropoda; Insecta; Diptera; Tephritidae
Gene: GstE13
Product: glutathione S-transferase 1
Exons: 6
Coding region: 12-713 (233 amino acids)
Biological process (GO): glutathione metabolic process
Molecular function (GO): glutathione transferase activity
Source: RefSeq, a predicted model, not a curated record